Rhopalosiphum maidis (corn leaf aphid) is the source of this 2174-nucleotide messenger RNA. RefSeq names its product acetyl-coenzyme A transporter 1-like. The coding region runs from base 286 to 1866 and encodes 526 amino acids. The record is from RefSeq and is a predicted model, not a curated record. Gene Ontology annotation, molecular function: acetyl-CoA transmembrane transporter activity. NCBI's taxonomy places the organism in Eukaryota, Metazoa, Arthropoda, Insecta, Hemiptera, Aphididae. Gene Ontology annotation, cellular component: membrane. The transcript has 9 exons.
AAUAAUUAAUAUAAUACUUUAUUGGUUACUAAAUUAAAUGGAUAUUAUUUUGAAUUGAUUAUAUUAAUUUAUACUUAACAAUAUUUAUUAAACACUUUAUCAAAAUCAAUGUAUUAACGCAUUCUCUUUUUAAAAUUGUAUAACAUGUAAUAUACAAUGGCAGUGAUAAAAUUUUGAAUAGAUGCACUGUUUUGCUUAGUUUAUUUCACCAAUCUUUGUUCACUCGUAAAACUUAAAAACUAAAUUAUUUGUUAACGGCCAAAUACUAUAGUAUAAUAACAAAUCAUGAUCAAAUCAACCAAAGAUAAAGAUGAUCCAGCUGAGGUAUAUGAAGUAUCGCUCAAAUCUAAGUCAGAAAAACCAAACCUGGACGGAGAUCGGUUGAAUAUAUUCCUAUUAAUAUUACUAUACACAAUACAAGGAUUUCCUAUAGGCAUAUCCACAGCUCUUCCGUUGAUUUUACAGAGUAAAGAAAUGGUAACAUAUGAAGAUCAAGCAGCAUUUAGUAUGGCAUUAUGGCCUUAUAGCAUUAAACUCUUAUGGGCUCCAAUUAUUGACGCACUCUAUAUAAAUUCGAUUGGUAGACGAAAAUCCUGGCUAUUACCUCUUCAAAUAUUAAUGGGGAUCACAUUUUUUUAUAUGGCCAUUAAUAUGGAUAAUUGGUUGCCCGAGAAAGGAAAACCAAAUCUUGAAAUGAUAGUGCGUUUGAUCUUCCUUGUUAAUUUUUUAUCUGCAACUCAAGAUAUCGCCGUCGAUGGUUGGUCGUUGUCAGUGUUAAAGAAGAAAAACGUGAGUUAUGCCUCCUUGUGUCCUUCUAUUGGAGUACCGAUUGGAAUGUUCUCAGGUUCAGUUUGCUUCACUUUGCUGGUAUCUGAACAGUUCAGCGUCAAAUAUUUAGGAACCACAACCGGAAAAGGAGGAAUUAUAACUAUGAAAAGUUUUUUUAAUAUUUGGGCUGUAAUCAUUUUGAUGGUCACAACAUUCAUUGGACUUUUCAAAAAAGAAAAGCAUACAAUGGAAGAUGGCCGCAAAAAAAUCAGUGUUUUUCAGAAUUAUAAGCUAUUGUGGGACAUUUUGAAGCUUCCUCGUAUUAAAGUAUUGGCACUAGCAUUACUUACAAUAAAGAUAGGAUUUACUGUUAUGGAGACUAUACCGAACUUGAAAUUAAUUGACGCUGGCGUACCUAAGGAUGACAUUAUGAUGAUUACUUCAGUAAUGUAUGCAAUUAAAUUUUUUUUCCCAAUGUUUAUAUGUAAAUAUGUUACGAGUUCAAAGCCAAUGAGUUACCAUCUGAAAAUGACGCCCGUCAGAUUAAUUUGGGGUAUUGUACUCUGUGCGUUGGUUUAUUAUACACCAAGUUUAAUAAAAAAAAAUGGAGUUGUUACUAUACCGGCAUAUUAUUAUGUUAUUUUAGGAUUGGUAUCUCUUGUAAACGAGAUGUUGAGUUUAUUUUUGAUGCUGACACUACUUGCAUUCUUUUGUAAAAUAAGUGAUCCUCAUUUUGGUGGAACGUAUAUGACACUAUAUAACACAUUUUAUUUUUUGGGAUGGUUAAUACCAAAUACAUUUGUUUUGAAGCUAAUUGAUCUUUUGACUUUCAAUGAAUGUUCAAAUAACUCUUUAAAUACAUGUUACACAAACGAUUUAAAAAAGUUAUGCAAAAAAAAUGGAGGAACUUGUGGAAUUUAUGUGGACGGAUACUAUUUAGUAGUGUUCAUAUGUACGACACUUGGGUUCGUUUGGUAUUUUAGUUUUAAAAAUAUCUUAAAAAAAUACCAAUUAGUGGAACUUUAUCACUGGAUGGUACAUGGAAAACAACUAAGAACUGAUGAAGUAAACGAACCAUGCAUUAUGUCAUCACCGUGAUUGCAAACAAUAAUGGCCAUACUAAGUACUUGGUAAUCCAAGUAUAUUUUAAAUAUUACAGUGUUAAUUAAAACAUUUUGGUUUUAAAAUAAAAUAAAAAAAAGUCAUUUACGUUCUUUAGACGUACACUUAAAAGAUUGUAAAAUGUGCUGCAACAUUUUUUUUCUAUCACAAAUGAUUAUUAUUCAAACCGGUUUUUCUAUUUUGUGUGUAGGCAUUCAAUGAAAUAAACCUUGGGUAGACACGUCUUCCCAUUGCACUUAGAUUUACCCAUGAAAACAUUUAACGAGUGAUCUAAUGAUAAACAG